UUGAUCACUUUGAAAAAGUAUGUAAAUAAAAGAUUUGAAUGCUCAGUUCGCUUGCAUUUAUAUUAUAACGUUGUGAUAUAUGCUACAUUUUCAAUUAAUUCUAUUAACAUUUGAUCGCAACAGUACGUCUUAUCGUAUUAUGUCUACUACAAAACUUUAGAUAAAAAUAUUGUAUGCUGCAAUACUAGUUUAUCAAUUCAAGUUGAGGUUAAGAACAAAGGUUAUUAACUUAUUUCAUCUUAAAGACUGAUUACUAGCUGCUUAUCAUAUUCUUACAAAAAUGUUUAAGGGUCUCGUAGGUUUAGUGACGGGGGGCGCAUCUGGUCUUGGACGAGCAACUGCUGAACAGUUGUUGAAACAAGGUGGGAGAGUUAUUAUAUGUGACCUGCCUUCUAGCACUGGACAGGAAACAGCUAAGCAACUCGGUGAAAAUGUUGCAUUUGUGCCUGUUGAUGUAACAUCAGAGCAAGAUUUGAAAAAUGCAUUACAAACAACACGUGACAAGUUUGGCCGCCUCGAUGUAGCCGUCAACUGUGCAGGUGUUGCAAGCGCUGCUCGUAUCUACAACUUCAAAAAGGAACAACCAUUUGAUCUGAAAUUAUUUCAGAGAACCAUUGAGGUCAACUUAAUAGGUACUUUUAAUGUGAUACGGCUGUCUGCUGGCAUGAUAGGCAAAAAUGCACCUGAUGCUGAUGGACAGAGAGGCGUCAUUAUAAAUACGGCCAGUGUUGCAGCGUUCGAUGGACAGAUUGGUCAGGCAGCAUACUCCGCGUCUAAAGCCGGUGUUGUAGGCAUGACCCUUCCAAUUGCCAGGGAUCUUGCGAAACAAGGCAUCAGGGUGGUGACGAUUGCGCCAGGUCUAUUUCGUACACCAAUGAUGCAGUCCUUACCCGAACCUGCGAUAAAGCAACUCGAAGCAACCGUACCCUUUCCAUCGCGUUUGGGGCACCCUCAGGAGUUUGCGUUGCUUGUCCAGAGUAUCAUACAGAAUCCUAUGCUGAAUGGUGAAACUAUACGAUUGGAUGGUUCACUAAGAAUGCAGCCCUAACAUGGAUAUUUAAAAGCAGGGUACGGGUGCAAACAUUUGUUAUGUAGUGACUAAUUGUAAAUAAAAUUUUUCAUUAUUCA
Achroia grisella is the source of this 1128-nucleotide messenger RNA. It is a transcript of the gene scu, whose product is annotated as 3-hydroxyacyl-CoA dehydrogenase type-2. Gene Ontology annotation, cellular component: mitochondrion. The transcript is spliced from 6 exons. Bases 281 to 1048 code for a protein of 255 amino acids. Gene Ontology annotation, molecular function: estradiol 17-beta-dehydrogenase [NAD(P)+] activity. The record is from RefSeq and is a predicted model, not a curated record. NCBI's taxonomy places the organism in Eukaryota, Metazoa, Arthropoda, Insecta, Lepidoptera, Pyralidae. Gene Ontology annotation, biological process: androgen metabolic process; estrogen metabolic process; fatty acid metabolic process.